AUGUCUUACAGAGGGAGGGGCCGCGGCCGGGGUUGGGGACGCGGCUACGGCGGGUUCGGCGGCCAGAACAAGCAAGCUUCUUUCGAACUCUUUCCGGAGAUCGAGGGUUUAGGCACGGCUGAGUAUACGACCGACAAUCGGCAGUUGAUGAAGUGGUCUAGGGACCUGCACAAGUUUUGGGUGUCCUCUCCUUAUUACUAUGAAGAUAGAAGACAACGCCAUAAGAAAACAGAAAAACCAGAUAUAGAAAAGUAUUCAGAUAAAGUUACAAGAACAACAAAGGCUAAGCAACAACUGGGCGACUUGGUACCAUUGAGCACAGAUAAUUUUCCAGCAGAACUAGCUGAAGGUGAGAGGAAGGGAAAGCCUCACACCAGGAAAAUCCGGUGGAAUCCAGAAUUAGGUCAGGAUGUCUUCGACAAAUUCGAAAAGUUGGAUCAGGAAAAUGAAAACGCUGAAAAGAAAGAGAAUGAAGAGGAGGAAGAGGAAGAUGAGGAGAAUAUUGAGGACGAAGGCGAAUACAGUGAUGAGGGAGACUAUGAGCAGGCUGAAGAUUUCGACGACGAUGAAGAUGAUUUCAAUCCAGUCGACGAUGACAAUGAUGAGCCGCUUUUUUGA
Messenger RNA from Striga hermonthica, 618 nucleotides. The record is from the annotation of a GenBank genome assembly. Lineage: Eukaryota; Viridiplantae; Streptophyta; Magnoliopsida; Lamiales; Orobanchaceae.